CGAUCUCUUGGCCAAUCUCGGCCCUUCAGAGGCGGAGGAUCUGCACCAUGUCCCCGCUGCGCACCGCGACUCCGGCACACGCGCGCACUUUACACACGGAGACGCGGCGGCGCGGCGAUUCUCGGGCUUCGGAAUGAUGAUAUCGAGGAACAGCUUGUUAUCGCUGAUGACUUUGUCUUACGGCAAGGCGGUGUUCUACUUGUGCACAUUGUUCUGUAGCUGCUUGACUUUCCUGGUGAUCCGGCAGCUGCUGCGGCAGCGGAGACCGCGAGGUUUUCCGCCGGGACCAACCGUGCUGCCGGUGAUCGGGAACAUUCUGUCUCUCGCCACAGAACCGCAUGUCUACAUGAAGAAGCAAAGCGAGAUCUACGGCCAGAUCUUUAGUCUCGACUUGGGAGGAAUAUCGACGGUCAUUCUGAACGGCUAUGACGUCAUCAAAGAAUGUCUGUAUAACCAGAACGAGGUGUUUGCUGAUCGACCGUCUCUACCUUUAUUCCAGAAAAUGACCAAAAUGGGAGGACUUUUGAACUGCAAAUAUGGCCGUGGAUGGAUUGAACACCGCAAGCUGGCCGUUAACAGCUUCCGCUAUUUUGGCAGCGGACAGAUGAUGUUUCAGAGAAUAUCCGAAGAGUGCAUGUUCUUUGUAGAUGCCAUUGACAACUUUAAGGGCAAACCUUUUAACCCAAAACACUUGGUUACCAACGCAGUCUCCAAUGUUACCAACCUUGUAAUAUUCGGACGCCGAUUCACCUACGAUGACAUGGACUUCCAGCACAUGAUUGAAAUCUUCAGUGAGAAUGUAGAGCUGGCUGCAAGUGCUUGGGCCUUUCUCUACAAUGCUUUCCCCUGGUUCGAAUACCUGCCCUUUGGGAAGCACCAGAAGCUCUUUCGCAAUGCCGAUAAAGUAUACAUCUUUCUGCAACAGAUAAUCGAGCGCUUUUCACAGGGCAGAGUGCGACAAUUGCCAAGACAUUACAUCGAUGCCUACUUAGACGAAAUGGAACAGAGCUCUAGGGACAAGAGCGUGUCCUUUUCCAAAGAGAACCUGAUCUUCUCAGUAGGAGAACUCAUUAUUGCAGGCACAGAGACCACUACUAAUACCUUGCGUUGGGCGAUGCUCUACCUGGCGCUCUACCCCAGUAUACAAGAUAAGGUUCACAAGGAGAUCGACUCUAUUUUAAAUGGCAAGCUACCAGCCAUGGAAGACAAGCAGAAGAUGCCUUAUGUGGAUGCUGUGUUGCAUGAAAUCCUACGCUUUUGCAACAUCGUUCCUCUUGGCAUUUUCCGGGCCACUUCUCAGGAUGCUGUCGUGAGGGGCUACACCAUUCCCAAGGGGACCAUGGUCAUCACCAACCUGUAUUCUGUGCACUUUGAUGAGAAAUACUGGAGCAACCCUGCUAUGUUCUGCCCUGAAAGGUUUUUGGACAAAAAUGGGAACUUUAUCAAACAGGAGGCCUUUCUUCCUUUCUCAGUGGGCAGACGCCAAUGUCUCGGUGAGCAGCUGGCCAGAAUGGAGAUGUUCCUUUUCUUCACCACGCUGCUCCAGAGGUUCCGCUUGCAGUUUCCCAAAGGCUACAUUCCAAGCAUCACUCCUAAACUUGGCAUGACCCUUCAGCCACAGCCUUACACGAUAUGCGCUAUCAGGAGACAGCAAUAAAACGUUAUCCGGUUGCCAAAAGCAGAUAUUCUCUCACCUCAAAGGACCUUAUUGAGAAAUUGGGGCCAAACCAGCUCAGCUUUUUUUUUUUUUUUACUCAGAAUUCUGUCCUGUUUGGCAGAAAGCACUGACCUGGUAUUGACUGCAGAAUUCUUUGAAUGUGUCCACAAUGUUGUUUCAGUAAGCACAUGCUGAGUGUGAGCACUAGAUAAGGCUUGGAAACACACACGCACAGCUGAAUACGUUUACGCACACUGUAAUGAAUCAGCGAUUGAGAACACUGUUGCAAAUGUGAGUUGUGUCAAAAAAAAAAUGGAAAAAACAACUGGUUGUAAGUGUAAGGGACGUCAUGUCAAUAAUUUACAGAACUUUUCAAAGUUUUGUGGGUUUUUUUAAACAUUCCUUGAAAUUAAGAACACAUUUGUCUCAUUUGUGUACUGAAAAGACUGCAUAGAGCAGCUUUCUUUCUCAGAAAGAUUUGCAAAUGCAACUCGCAUACCUUUGUGCCAAUGUAGCAGCACUGAACCACCUGCCUCUGGUUUAUCUGAGGAGAAACGUCCUGCCAGGCUGUAGGUCCACAAUAUCCCCAUAAGGGUUUCACUGCCAGUGACAAAGACUUUUGUAGGAUGUCUGAACUUUGUACCAAAAUGUGCCUUUCAUUAUUAUAGAUUAUUUCAUAUUGUAAUGUUUACUUGACAGAA
Molecule: messenger RNA, 2358 nt
Organism: Silurus meridionalis
Lineage: Eukaryota; Metazoa; Chordata; Actinopteri; Siluriformes; Siluridae
Gene: cyp2r1
Product: vitamin D 25-hydroxylase
Exons: 5
Coding region: 134-1657 (507 amino acids)
Biological process (GO): xenobiotic metabolic process
Cellular component (GO): intracellular membrane-bounded organelle; cytoplasm
Molecular function (GO): iron ion binding; heme binding; oxidoreductase activity, acting on paired donors, with incorporation or reduction of molecular oxygen, reduced flavin or flavoprotein as one donor, and incorporation of one atom of oxygen
Source: RefSeq, a predicted model, not a curated record